AUGGCUCAGCAGACAGCUUCACCGUUGAAUGAUUCAGCAGUUCUUGAUGUCAAGCCCUUGCGUAUGUUGACCCCCAUGUUCCCUGCACCACUAGGUCUUCACAUAUUCACCCCUCAAAACUCACCUUCAGUUGUCUGUGCGACCCCAUUUGGACCGUAUGCUGGAGGCACUGGAUUAGGGAUGGCUGCUGGUGUUCCAUCAAUGUUUGCAGCACCAGCUGCUCCUACAGAUCCCAGGGGAGAGCCUGAUAGAGUUAAUACAAAUGGAGCUGCUCAUGCUAAUGGUACUGCAACCAACAGUUUGGCCACUCCUUCCUUACAAACUCCUCUGUCAGCCAGGACACCGGAAUCCAGUAAAAGGAAGAGGGGCAGACCCAAGCGUGUGUCAGAUAAUAUGGUUCCUUCAGCUACUUCAACUCCUCUGGCUCCCACGGUUUCUCCAAUUUAUUCACUUCCUAAAGUUCCUUCACCUCCUCAAGAAAAUAAUAAUGUUGUUUCCCUGACACCUUCUUCAGCCACCCCACAGGAAUCUGGCAAGAGGAAGAGGGGACGGCCCAAGCGUGUGCAAGACAUUCAUGUCCUGGCAACUCCUUUAGCUCCUCAAGCUGAUAAUACACCUAUCCUUGAGACGCCUCCUGCACCCACUGUACAUGAAUCCGGUAUAAGGAAAAUGGGACGUCCCAAACGUUUACAGGAUAGUUUGGAUACUUCAACACCUUCAAUUCACUCAAAAGAUAGUGAGCCCACUUCCCAGACACCUGCGACCACCUCACCUGAAUGUGGUAAAAGGAAGAGGGGACGUCCAAGGCGUGUGCCCAAUGGUUCGGCAGCCCCAAGUCAUCCAGGUUUCUCGAUAGAUGAUGACACUGUUGAUGCAGCAAAACGUGGACAGCCUAGGAAAAUUGAUACCAAUCUGUUGCAGCUUCCAACUUUAUCUUCAGAUGAUCCUAGGGAAGCUGCAGAUAAUGUACUCAUGAUGUUUGAUGCACUGCGGCGGAGGCUUAUACAGCUGGAUGAGGUGAAUCAAGCUGCAAAGCAGCAGCAUAACUUGAAGGCUGGGAGCAUCAUGACUAAUGCUGAACUUCGUGUCAAUAAGAACAAGCAGAUUGGAGAGGUUCCUGGUGUUGAGGUUGCUGACAUGUUCUACUUCAGAAUUGAGAUGUGCCUGGUGGGGUUGAAUAGUCAGAACAUGGCAGGUAUUGAUUACAUGUCUGCCAAGUUUGGUAAUGAGGAGGAUCCUGUGGCUAUUAGUGUUGUGUCAGCUGGUGUGUAUGAUAAUACCGAAGAUGAUCCAUAUGUUCUAGUUUACACUGGACAGGGCAUGUCUGGUAAAGAUGAUCAAAAACUUGAGAGGGGUAAUCUUGCACUGGAGAGGAGUUUGCAUAGAGGCAAUCCAAUUAGAGUCAUUCGCAGCGUAAGGGAUUUGACUUGUCCAACUGGUAAGAUAUACAUAUAUGACGGCCUUUACAAGAUCAAAGAAGCCUGGGUGGAGAAAGCGAAAUCUGGUUUCAAUGUUUUUAAACACAAAUUGCUCAGGGAACCUGGCCAAGCUGAAGGCAUUGCAAUGUGGAAGAAAACUGAAAAAUGGAGGGAAGAUCCAUCAUCUAGAGACCAUGUUAUCUUAGGCGACGUGUCAUAUGGUGUGGAAAAUAAGCCUGUUUGCCUUGUAAAUGAGGUUGAUGAUGAUAAGGGUCUUAGCCAGUUCACCUAUAUGACCAAAUUGAACUAUGGGAACCUGCAGAGCUCGAUGAGAAAGAUGGAAGGAUGCAAAUGUGCAAGUGUAUGCCUCCCUGGUGAUAACAACUGCCCUUGUACACACCGAAAUGCUGGUGCGCUUCCUUACAGUGCUUCAGGUAUACUUGUUAGCCGUAUGCCUAUGUUAUACGAGUGUAAUGAUUCCUGCAUUUGUUCAAAUAGUUGCCGGAACCGAGUUGUACAGAAAGGUGCCCGGAUCCAUUUUGAAGUGUUUAAGACAGGAGAUCGUGGUUGGGGUCUUCGUAGUUGGGAUCCAAUUCGAGCUGGAACAUUUAUCUGUGAAUAUGCAGGUGAAAUCAUUGACAAAAAUAGUGUGAAUGAAGAAGAUGACUACAUCUUUGAGACCCCUCCUUCUGAGCCGAGUUUAAGGUGGAACUAUGCACCAGAAUUACUGGGUGAACCUAAUCUUUCUGACUCAAAUGAGACACCCAAGCAACUGCCGAUCAUCAUUAGUGCAAAACGAAUUGGCAAUGUAGCUCGCUUUAUGAACCACAGCUGCUCGCCUAAUGUUUUUUGGCAACCAGUUUUGUAUGAUCAUGGUGAUGAGGGACAUCCACACAUUGCAUUCUUUGCAAUGAAGCAUAUUCAUCCAAUGACAGAGCUCACAUAUGAUUAUGGUCAGAGCCAAGGUAAUGUUCAACUGGGAUCCAAUUCUGGUUGUCGGAAGUCUAAAAAUUGCUUAUGUCGGUCCCACAAGUGCAGAGGCUCCUUUGGAUAA
Molecule: messenger RNA, 2472 nt
Organism: Miscanthus lutarioriparius
Lineage: Eukaryota; Viridiplantae; Streptophyta; Magnoliopsida; Poales; Poaceae
Source: the annotation of a GenBank genome assembly